AUGAACGACCUGUUGAAGUUCAACAACAUCAACCUGGACGUUCUCACGGAAACCUACAACAUGCCAUUCUACAUGAGUUACAUGUCUCUUUGGCCAGAAUCGUUUCUUGUGGCUGAAGCCCCCAACGGUGCACUAAUGGGGUAUGUCCUUGGAAAAGCAGAAGGAGAGGGUCAUCUGUGGCACGGACAUGUGUCGGCUGUCACGGUCAGCCCCGAGUAUCGUCGUCUUGGGAUGGCGCAGACGUUGAUGGAUCUGUUCGAAGACAUUUGUGAAAAGACGCAUGAUGCCUUCUUUGUGGACUUGUUCGUCCGUGAAUCUAACGCUUUGGCCAUUGGCAUGUACGAAAAGUUUGGUUAUACCAUCUAUCGGACGGUCUUGGACUAUUACUCGGGAGAGUUUCCUGAAAAUGCCUACGACAUGAGGAAAGCCUUACCGAGAGACAAAGAAAAACGCAGCGUGUUACCGUUGGAGAAUCCGUGUAUACGACCAGAAGAUCUCGAGUGGUAG
This is a messenger RNA of Seminavis robusta, 507 nucleotides long. Lineage: Eukaryota; Bacillariophyta; Bacillariophyceae; Naviculales; Naviculaceae. The record is from the annotation of a GenBank genome assembly.